Messenger RNA from Acanthochromis polyacanthus (spiny chromis), 6256 nucleotides. RefSeq names its product neuregulin 1 (gene nrg1). Gene Ontology annotation, biological process: cell differentiation; intracellular signal transduction; nervous system development. The transcript is spliced from 8 exons. The record is from RefSeq and is a predicted model, not a curated record. NCBI's taxonomy places the organism in Eukaryota, Metazoa, Chordata, Actinopteri, Pomacentridae. Gene Ontology annotation, molecular function: protein tyrosine kinase activator activity; chemorepellent activity. Bases 2179 to 4077 code for a protein of 632 amino acids.
GUUGUUUUAUUGUAUUGUAUAUUGCUGUCUCUGUUUUAAGUUAGUAUAUUGUUUUUAACUUAUUCUCUUGUUUUUAGUGUAUAGUACUUUGGUCACUCUUUGGGCUGUUGUACAGGGCUAUAUAAAUACACUUUGAUUGAUUGAUUGAUUGGAAGUACCCAGAAGUUCUCAGUAGGACUGAAGUUGAGGAAAGGAGAGAGGUCAUUAUUCAGUCACACUUGAGCCCAUCUGUUGGUGAGCCAAGCAGUGGAGUGCCUGGAUGAAUGUGAUGGAGCAUGGGGUCAUUGCAUUCUUGAAAAGGCCUUCCUGUAUUACUGCUUGAAAAAGUGUCUUUAGGAAACCAUCAUUAGGUUUGGGACCUGAUUUUUGUUUCAUCUUCAAUCUGAAAAGGUCCAACUACCUCAUCCCCACUGAUAGCAGCCAUUACCGAGACCCCUAUUUCACCUUGCUUGUGCCUGAGUGUUGUCCGGUGUUCUUUGUGUUACAAGGAAUUAACUGGACUUGCCUGAGUUCCUUGAAGACAUUUCACCUGUCAUCAAUCUUCUCCAGUACAGAUCCAGCCACAGGUCUAUCCAUUGGGUCCAUCAGGAGUCAUGCUAAUUUAAUCUGUCCAUGAAAUCUUUGAAAAAUCAGUUUUUAGGUAAAUCUAUGUCCAGUGUGGACAAUUACACCUAUGGUGAACUGACUGGUGAAUCUUUAGUAGGGGUUUUGUUUCAACCUUAUUUGAAAUGGUGUACUUCUAGACACUACAAAUAGGUUGCGGAUUUGAAAUGUAAUGACAUUGCAGGAUAAUGGCUUCCUGGUAGCUUCGUGCUUAACUUUUUGCAGUUUUGGCCUUUUCUUAAUGUUAUUACUAUUUUUUUUCUUUGUGACCCGAACGACUAUUCAGAGCAAGAAAUUUGAUUGUCUUGUGGUCAGGGCUUAUUAGUCCUACAUGUGUCUCAGGGGUAUUUUUGAAUGUCAGAGUCCAUUAAAUCUAUUUUUUAUCCCAUUUUACCAGAAGUACAGAAGCUGCCUGACAAUUAUGCACACCUUAGUAUAGGAUAGAAAUCAGUUAAAUACAUAUCACCUGAAAAUUAUUCAAUCUGAUGUCAGUGUUAAAAAUGUUAAAUAAUAAUACCAAAACUCUCAUACACAUGCAGUGUACACACACACACACACACACACACACACACACACACACACACACACACACACACACACACACACACACACACGUGUGUAGAUAAAUAUAGACAGGGGUAGAAAACAAUGGUUGCAUCCCCUUAGGUAGAUUGUAUGUCUGCUCCCUUGGCUCCUUCCCCUUGACAAAAAAAAAAACACACCCUUUAGUAUCAGCAUAAUCAAUGGGGAGUGGUGCUAGAGGGGGUGGCCACGGCAGCCUGCCUGUCUGUGAUUCGCUGACAUGCGCUUUAAUUGGAUCAAGUAGGAACUUGCUUAGCUGGAUGCUUUGUGCUAGGAUUGGGAGCAGCCUGCAAAGACAGCACGGACACACCACCAGACAGGAAGAGAGGCAGAAAAGGGAGGAGGCCAGCAGCUGGCCUGCUAACCACUUGGAGAGGAAAGAUUGAGAGAGGAGGGCUGAGAGAAAAAAGGGGAGUAUCCAGUCUCCUCUUCCCUUCUUUGCUACUGCAGCCCCCCUCCCUCUCUGUGUGAUUCUCUUUCUUUCUCUUUCCCCUUACUCAUCUGUUUCUGUGGCUGCACUGAGAGGAAGGGCACCUGCCGCUCCCUGAUGAUUCAGCCUUUCAGCUGCCUGGAGUUCUACAGACACAACAGCAUGUCCCUCCUGCCACUGCAGUGCCUGGCUGUCCUGUCCUCUGCACUACAGUUGCUGCAGCUGCAGCCAGCCCAUCACGUCGACAUUGCCUGUUCUUCCUCUUCAGCCCAAGUGUUCAGCAAAUAUGGCGAUUGUACAGACCCAUGAUUAUAUGUGUUCUGAAAAAGCAUGAGUAAGGAACUCCUUACCCUAAUGCACAGGCUGACUACAUAUCUUCCGGACUGUUAACAAGGUUCAACUGUCUGAAGGGCAUUUUUACUUUCCUCUGAAAUCCCAGCUCUGACUUUGUGUCCUCAUGAUAGAAAACACGGCCAAGGACACGGGUGGCAGACAGCCACUGUGUGAUGCUUUGAGUUAAAAGUUGAAGUCUUCAGGGACACUUCAUCCAGCAGUUCGAAAGGAUGACUGAGGGAAUGGAGGAUUUCUAUGCAGGGCCAGCUCCUCCUCCUGGAUCAUCCUCCCCCACCAGCUCUACUGUUGAUACUGGACAAGUCCCAGAGGAGAAACCAGAGGAGACAGAGGCAGUUGGUGAGAGAGGGGAGGAGGAUGCAGAGGAAACUGCAGAAGGAGGAGGUGAUGGCGAUGGGGAGCAUGUGGGGGCUUCGGGAAUUGUGGCCUUGCCUGGGACCUGCUGCGUGUGCAUAGAGAUGGAACAGAUUAAUAAAUGCCUGCACUCUGAGAAAAUCUGCAUUCUGCCCAUCCUAGCCUGCCUGCUUAGCUUAGCCCUCUGCACAGCUGGCCUCAAAUGGGUCUUUGUGGAUAAGAUCUUUGAGUAUGAACCACCCACACACUUAGAUCCUAAACCUAUUGGACAGGACCCAAUUAUUAUAUCAGUUGACCCCAGGCUGGAAAUAACUGUCUCAAUUCCUCAUUUAGCUCCCUCUACUGUCUCCCUAUCCACAACCAUCGCCAUUACUCCAGGACAUCCUGAAGUUUUAGUCGAAGAGAAAUUUACACAAGGGCCAUACGUGCCUCAGUCUCCAAGAGAGAUGGAACCCUCUGCAACACUGAAAUACAACGCUGAACAUCCCACUGUCCCAAAGCAGACUGCACACCCCCAGACAGCACAGGAAUUAAACAACAUCAUCCCGACUAUCUCUACCACCAGCACCUCCACUGCAGUCAAGACUUCCAGUCAUGUGACACGCUGCAGUGACAGCCAGAGGAACUACUGUGUUAACGGAGGGGAGUGCUUCACCCUUGAAAUUAUGCCGGGCAGUACAAAGUUUCUCUGCAGGUGUCCAAAUGAAUUUACUGGUGAUCGCUGCCAAAACUAUGUAAUGGCCAGCUUUUACACUGAGGAGCUGUAUCAGAAACGUAUUUUAACAAUAACAGGAAUCUGCAUUGCACUCCUAGUCGUUGGACUCAUGUGUGUGGUUGCCUACUGCAAAACAAAGAAACAGAGGAAGAAAUUACGUGACCGUCUGAGGCAGAGCCUGAAGAAUAAGAGGAACAACAAUACAAAAGCAGACAUUGGCUCCAACCUUGCAAGGUCUACCAGAGGAUGUCAGAGUUCUAACUUGCCACUUCAAGAUUUGAAGCUUGUCAAUCAGUGUAAUGGGAUGAAUAUGCAGCAUGCAGCUGAGGAGACGGAAACAACCAUCUCUUCAAGCAAAUAUGCCUUAUGUGCGCAUGAACCUACUGAGCUCACCCACAUCUCCAGCCAAAGGUUUGCAUCUGCCAUGACAAACUUGAUUCGACUGUCUCCAGAGUGUGGGACCUCUCCAAUAACCCCAGGGUCUCCUCCAUCAGAGAUGUCACCACCCCUUUCCAGCCUGGCCAUCUCUGUCCCCUCAGUGGCUUUAAGCCCCUCUGGAGAGGAGAAGCGCCCCUUGUUGUUGUCAGGCAUAGGUCAUCAACAAAGGUUGACGAGCCAAGAUGAACAGAAGAGGACCUCUUUCCACUACAAUCAUGGUCAUGUGGCACAUAGCUUACCACCUAGUCCACUGCUUAGUGUGGAGAAUGUUAACUACCAAACAGGAGAUGAUAACACCACAGCUCUCAUGUUUUCAGCAUCGAGUGGGAUAAUAACUAAUAUAAACAAAAAUAUCAGUGACUACAGCAUGAAAAGAAUCACUGGCCACAUGCUGCAUUACAUGGAGUCUAGUGGUGAUAGCAUGUUAGUGAGUGAAACAGAGGAGCCUCAGGGGGAACAGACACAUUUCCUUAGCACAGAAAGCACUACAACCCCUUUGCUCAAGGCCAUGGACAGCAACAGGACUAACCCAGCAUCACCACUUGAUGGCCUGCAAGUCAUGUCAUCCUACCCUACCAUCAAACAAGAUCCAAUUGCUGUGUAAAGUAAAAAGAAAUUGCAGAGAAUCCUUUGUGUUGAGGGGAAAAAAUGAAAUCACAAUUCAACCUUUAUUUUAUAUACAUUAUUUGCUGUGUAAAGACUUUUAAAGAAUGAAAAAUGAAACUUUUAUUUUAGUGAUGUAGUGAAUAAAGAGUUUUAUAUUAAAAAAUGUACAUAUGUGGUCAUGUCUUGUAGGUAAAGUGCCAUACACUACUAUGUAGUAGCUGUUCACAGUAGAUUUCAGUGCAGAAAAUAUCGAUGGUGCCUUUCUGUUUAAUAUGCUUAAGGGAACUGUAACAUCAGAUAUUGGGCCAUGUAUCACUAUCUUAAUCUUCCAGUAAACACUGAAAAAACUUAAUGGCUGCUUUUAACGUCCUGCUGCUGAAAGUGCCCACCGACACGAUAGUUUAAAAGUAGGUAAAAAUGAAUAGUAAAUAGGUUCAAGGUGCAUGCUAUGUUCUAAAAUUCUGUGAUGAAAUAACAAGCAGUUUGUGCUUUCCUCUACAGCCAUUGUCACACAAGCUUUCUCACUGAGACUUUCUUCAGGAAUACAGUUUUGAUCUUCAAUGUCUGAUUGAUAUUUAUGAAUACAUAAUUAAUCAGCUCAUUACUUGCAUUUGAUGAGAGGUAGAGAAGAUGUUACAGAUCAUGAUGUUUAAUUCUUUUCUGGACUACCCAAUAGAUUACCUGUUUGAUUCAGCAUCCUGUUGGGUAAAAAUUAUUAUAACUGAUAGAUCAAUGUGCAGUCUGGCUCUUUAAUACUACUUAUACUAACGUAAACUACGUAAAUUAAACGCAUACAUUUUUUUGUAUCUAAUUCUUUAUUGAGUUUCUAAGUUAAAGGGCUACCGCAAUGUUGUAGUACUUCCACAACAUUUAGAUUUCAUCUGAAACAGCAGAGGAAUUAUUUUCCGACUUCAAGUUCCUGGCAUGGUCAAGCUUGAUGCUGAAUCCUAUGUUUCCCAUCAUUUUUGAAAGUAUCUUUAAAGUUAAAGCUUUAUUUUUUUUAUGCUGGUAGGUGUUCACAUCUUCACUGAGCCUAGACUGACUCAGUUAAGGUGGUGCCCCCAAAGACAUAACUACUAGUGAAGACCAGCAAUUUUCCAUUGUGGCAUAUUUAAAUCAAAAGUAUGUACAAAUAUCCACAAAGUGUGUACUGAAUGAUAUGCUGAAUAUAUGGCUCAUUUCAUCCUGUGUGAAGACAUCAUGUGCUCCUAAGGUUGGGGCUUAAAGAAACUGCUACAUCUAUAUAUGAUAACUAACUGCUUUAAUUUGAGUCAUAUCUCUGAUAGAUUUUAUUUUUUCCACAUUUAACUUGUUACAACCUCCAAAGACUGUAUGCAAUGAUGUUUUCAAUUGCCACAGCUUGUGUACAAAUGUGCAAUCUUAUUGUACUUCUGAUUUUUUUUUUAAAAAACAGAGUUUGGACAGUGUCUGCUUGUAUGAGCAUAGUUUAUGAAAAUCUGCCAAAGACUGUCACUUCUGACUCCUAGAAUAAAUAUACUUUUGAAAACUAAAUCAAAAAUAACAAUUAUUGGACUCUGUGGUGAGCCAGAGUUUCUGAAAAUGUAUGUAUACAGAAUCAGCAGUCAGCCUAGCAUUUGAAUAAGUAUGAUGACGAGGACGUGCUGCCCCAUUUGUGUUUUACUGUAUCUUAUACCUGAUCAAGAUUAUUUAUAGUUUAUUAGGUAGUCCAACAGUAGUUGUAGUUAUAUAAUACAUACGGUCAUAUUAAGCAAAUUUAGUUUAAAAGAGGUAACAUAGCAUAUGGUAAUUUCAUCUACAUGGUUAUUUGAACUAAACAGGUGAUAACCAUUUGUACAUUUGGGCACUUGUAUGCUUAGCAUAAGUCACAAUGCAUUGCUUUUAGAAGUAGGAGUGUCUUCAAAUUCUGUAAAUAUAUAAUGAAAACCUUUAGCACUGUUGUUUAUUAUUGAAUAUUAAAGUGUUUUGUGUCUCAGAGUUUUAAAAUAUCUCCAGUUAAAAAUAUUCUUUCAGCUCUUCUGUCAUACCACUGAAUGAAUCUGUGCUAUUGUAAUAAAAAAAUAUACUUUACAUUUCAUUUAUAUGGAAUAUAAAUAAAAUGUAUCUCACAUAAAUUUGAUUGUGAAAUAUAAAUGAAAUGUAUUCUAUGUAUAUUUGAUUGCAUUUUGUACUUUUAUAAAGUUGGAAGUUUAUUACGA